AACCUUCAGGUACUUGCUGCCUUGGCCGAAACAAUGAAGAAAGGAACUAGUUUUGGUGCUCCUUGUCUUCUAGAAAAUAUCCUGGCAGAAAUGGUAAUCUCUGCUGUUCCAAGCAUAGAAAUGGUUCGGUUUGUCAACUCCGGUACAGAAGCAUGUAUGGGCGUGUUACGUCUGGCUCGUGCAUUCACCGGUCGUGAAAAGAUCAUCAAGUUUGAGGGUUGCUACCACGGCCAUGCAGACCCAUUCCUUGUUAAGGCAGGCAGUGGUGUUGCUACUUUGGGGCUCCCCGACUCCCCCGGCGUUCCCAAGGCAGCUACCUAUGAAACAUUGACAUCUCCAUACAACGAUAUUUCAACUGUCGAAACCAUCUUCGAAGCGAACAAAGGAGAGAUUGCUGCUGUUAUUCUCGAACCCGUAGUAGGAAAUGCUGGUUUUAUUCCACCAACACCUGAGUUUUUAAAUUACCUCCGUAGAAUCACCAAAGAUAACGGUACUCUCCUAGUCUUUGAUGAAGUUAUGACUGGUUUCCGUUUGUCAUAUGGUGGUGCUCAGGAGUAUUUUGGUAUAACUCCUGAUUUGACAACACUUGGGAAGAUUAUUGGUGGUGGACUACCAGUUGGUGCAUAUGGAGGAAAGCGGGAGAUUAUGGAGAUGGUUGCUCCAGCUGGACCAAUGUAUCAGGCCGGGACCCUUAGUGGAAACCCACUGGCAAUGACUGCUGGUAUCCACACGCUUAAGCGACUCAAACAACCCGGGACUUAUGAUUACUUAAACUCUGUCACGGGUGAACUAGUUCAGGGCAUUGUGGAUGCUGGAAAGAAGGCUGGGCAUGCAAUAUGCGGUGGGUAUAUAAGUGGGAUGUUUGGCUUCUUUUUCACAGAUGGCCCUGUAUAUAACUUCGAGGAUGCAAAGAAGAGUGAUACUGCAAAGUUUGCCAGGUUUUACAGAGGAAUGUUGGAGGAAGGUGUGUAUUUUGCACCUUCUCAGUUUGAGGCUGGUUUUACAAGCUUAGCACACACUCCUCAGGACAUUCAACGGACAAUAGCAGCGGCUGACAAGGUUUUCCAGCAAAUUUAAUCUUAAUCUAUCGGUGUAAUGUGCUAUAUGUUUUUUGAGGAUUUUUGUUCAAUGGGACAUUCAGAUUUCACUUACAUCUCUUUUGUACUAUGUUAGUUGAUUAUGUAUUGUUCGUAUGAGAGGUCCUUGACUUGAACUCUGUAUCAGAACAAAUUAUUUGUGAUCAUCACUAAAAAGAAAUAUUGUUUUGUUUGAGGAUGAAA
Molecule: messenger RNA, 1280 nt
Organism: Olea europaea var. sylvestris
Lineage: Eukaryota; Viridiplantae; Streptophyta; Magnoliopsida; Lamiales; Oleaceae
Product: glutamate-1-semialdehyde 2,1-aminomutase, chloroplastic-like
Exons: 1
Biological process (GO): tetrapyrrole biosynthetic process
Cellular component (GO): chloroplast
Molecular function (GO): glutamate-1-semialdehyde 2,1-aminomutase activity; transaminase activity; pyridoxal phosphate binding
Source: RefSeq, a predicted model, not a curated record